Molecule: messenger RNA, 3090 nt
Organism: Rasamsonia emersonii CBS 393.64
Lineage: Eukaryota; Fungi; Ascomycota; Eurotiomycetes; Eurotiales; Trichocomaceae
Product: Exosome complex exonuclease exoribonuclease (Rrp44)
Exons: 2
Coding region: 1-3090 (1029 amino acids)
Biological process (GO): rRNA catabolic process
Cellular component (GO): nuclear exosome (RNase complex); cytoplasmic exosome (RNase complex)
Molecular function (GO): endonuclease activity; RNA binding; 3'-5'-RNA exonuclease activity
Source: RefSeq, a predicted model, not a curated record
AUGAAAAGCCUGCGCAGAGACUUCUCUUCGAACCCACAGGCGGCAAAUGUCUCCAGCAAAGUUUUUGUGAGAUCUACGAAGAGCGGCAAGGUUCAGAAAAUCGUUCGCGAGCUCUACCUGCGACAGGACAUUCCUUGCUCCUCGAAACUCUGCACAAUAUGUCCGUCAUACGCGCCCGCGGACGCGAAUGGGAACAUUGCUCCCUUCGUCCUUUCCGAUCGCCCUGCCGGAACUAAAGCUUUUCCCAAGGGCCAUUAUAUCGUCCCUGAUACGAACGCGUUGUUGAAUGGCAUGGACCUCUUUGAGCACACGGGAGCUUUCUACGACGUGAUCAUCCUGCAAACCGUUCUCGAGGAGCUGAAGACUCUAUCCCUCCCACUCUAUAACCGCCUUCUCGCGCUGGUAAAAACGGAUGAAAAGCGCUUCUACCUCUUCUUUAAUGAGUUCCGACUGGAGACCCACGUACGUCGAGACCCGGAUGAAACCAUCAACGAUCGGAAUGACAGAGCUGUUCGCACCGUCGCCAAAUGGUAUGAGGAGCAUCUCCAGCAGGCAAUAAAGAAGGGAAAGAAGGAGAAGUCUGUUCCGGCAAUUGUCGUCAUUACUGACGACAAGGAGAACUUACGCAAGGCCCAGGAGGAAAAUGUUACGGCGUUGUCGUUGUCAGACUACGUCGCUGGGUUGGAAGACUCGGAUACGCUCCUAGACAUGAUCAAUGAGUCCCGGGAAGCAAAAGGUCCACGGGAAGAGCUAUUCUACCCCGAGUACUAUUCCAUGUCAAAAAUUAUGACAGGGUUACGAGCGGGCACGCUACAUCAAGGUGUUUUCAACAUCUCUCCCUACAAUUACCUGGAGGGAUCUGUAAGUGUCGCUGCAUUUGACAAGCCCCUGUUGAUUCUCGGCCGCGACAACAGCAACAGGGCCAUUUCGGGAGAUGUGGUUGUCGUCGAGGUCCUACCGAAAGAUCAAUGGAAGACUCCUUCGUCAAAGAUCGUUGACGAAGAAGCGGUGACCAUGAAUGAAAACCCUGAGAGCGAAGAGAAUGAAGCCGUGGUGACAGAGAGGGAACGAAAAGCGCUGCAGGAGGAAGUCAGAAAAGCACAUGGAAAGAACGCCGAAGGAAGGCCUCAGCCGACUGCGCGAGUCGUGGGUAUUGUCAAACGAAACUGGCGCCAAUACGUCGGGCACGUCGAUCCUUCUUCUACGGCUUCGCUAGCCAAGUCCGGGAGACGACAGCAGACGGUCUUUGUGCUGCCGAUGGACAAGCGAAUCCCCAAGAUUCGAAUUAGGACGAGGCAAGCUGCUGAGCUGUUAGGCCAAAGAAUCCUUGUGACAAUAGAUAGUUGGGAUCGCGAUUCCCGGUAUCCCACAGGCCAUUUUGUUCGGGCGCUGGGAGAAUUGGAGACGAAAGACGCAGAAACUGAAGCCUUGCUUCUCGAAUACGACGUCCAGUACAAGCCGUUCCCCAAAGUCGUUCUGGAUUGCUUGCCACCUGGAGGUCAUGAUUGGAGGGUACCUGCAAACAAGGACGACCCCCGGUGGAAGGGACGUCGCGAUUUACGAGAUUUACUUAUCUGCAGCAUUGACCCCCCUGGCUGUCAAGAUAUCGAUGAUGCGUUACAUGCUCGACCAUUGCCGAACGGUAACUUUGAAGUAGGUGUUCACAUCGCCGACGUGUCGCACUUUGUCAAACCCAACACCGCCAUGGAUUCCGAGGCUAGCAUGCGUGGCACCACUGUCUACCUCGUCGAUAAGCGAAUUGAUAUGCUUCCCAUGCUCCUUGGUACUGAUCUUUGCUCCCUUAAACCGUACGUGGAACGCUUUGCUUUCUCGGUCAUCUGGGAACUUACGCCCAAUGCCGAGAUUGUGUCUGUCGAUUUCACGAAAUCGGUGAUUCGCUCCCGCGAAGCAUUCAGCUACGAGCAAGCGCAGAUGCGAAUUGACGAUGUGUCCAAGACGGAUGAGUUGACCCAGAGCAUGCGCACGCUGCUGCGUCUCUCCAAGAUCCUGCGUCAGAAGCGGAUGGAUGCGGGCGCCCUGAAUCUUGCCUCACCCGAAAUCCGGAUCGAAACCGAGUCGGAACUGAACGACCCUCUGACGGACGUCAAGACCAAGGCGCACCUGGCGACAAACAGCUUGGUUGAGGAAUUCAUGCUGCUUGCGAACAUCACUGUCGCAUCGAAGAUCUACAACGCCUUUCCCCAGACCGCCUUGUUGCGAAGACACGCCUCACCUCCUCCGCAGAACUUUGAAGAGCUUGCUACGCAACUGCAGAAGAAACGGGGUCUCAAACUGGAUGUUUCCAGCUCAAAGGCUCUGGCCGAUUCUCUCGAUCGCUGCGUCGACCCAAAGAAUCCUUUUUUCAACACCUUGAUUCGCAUUCUGGCGACUCGAUGCAUGACUUCGGCCGAGUAUUUCUGCGCAGGAGCCCAUGCCGAAUCCGACUUCCGCCACUAUGGUCUCGCGUCGCCCAUUUACACACAUUUCACGUCACCCAUCCGGCGAUACGCCGAUCUGGUGGUCCACCGGCAGCUUGCCGCCGCCAUCGGAUACUCUACUGCGGACGGCCUCAGCCGACGCAGUCAGCUGGAGGAUGUCUGCAGGAAUAUCAACUAUCGACACCGAAACGCUCAAUAUGCGGGCCGAGCCAGCAUCGAGUACUAUGUUGGUCAGGCGUUGAAGGCGCGCGGUGAGAUGGCGGCGAAGGGCAGAGGCGAGGACCAGAACCCCGGAGUCGAUGAGGAAGGGUAUGUGAUGCGCGUGUUUGAAAACGGAGUUGUCGUCUUUGUGCCGCGUUUCGGUAUCGAGGGAGUUGUCCGGCUCGAAGACUUCAUGCUGCCCGGGAAUCCAGUGCGCCCGGAUGUUCAUGACUCUGAGAACAGGAAGGAGCUCGCACUGCGGCGAGACAGCGAGUUUGAUCCGGAGGAGUACACGGUGCGAGUGUGGGAGAAGGGGCAUCCGGAACCCGAGCGGUCACUCCAGGUCGAACUAUUCGAGAAAGUCCGCGUGAACGUCAGCUCGGUGAAGGAGGAAGGCGGCCGCGGCGCGGGCAAGAGGAGAGUGCGGAUCUUGAUUCUGGGAAAGGCAUGA